AUGUCUUCAUCAUUAUUACAUUCACAACGACAACAACAUCCAUUAAUCGGUUACUAUCUUUCACGAAAGAAAUUUUCUAAACUUCGUUUUGAUCAAUUUUUACUUCGAUGUAAACAAUUUCAUAUUGAUACUGUUGAACUAACACAUGAUUAUUUCGACCGACAAAAUAUUCGUAUACCACAAUUAAUUGUUCAUAAAUUAGAAGAUGAUGUAUCAUCACAUUUACUCAUGGAAAAAAUUUGUUUAUUACCAAAAUCAUCGACAAUAAUUCUUGAUGAGUUUAAUUCGAUAUCAAGAUUAUUAAAUCGUUAUGAACAAUAUUCAUUAUUAAAUUCAAAUAAAAAUUUUUAUGUUGUUCCACCAUUUAUACGUGUUACAGAGGAUGAUAAUAAAUUAAUGAUAGAAAAAAUGUUAAUCAAUAAUCAAAUAUCAUUUCCUAUUAUGUGUAAACCAAUUCAAGCACAUGGUGAUAAAUCACAUGAUAUGAAAAUUAUAUUUGAUGUUCAACAUUUAAAUGAUAUUGAUAAACCUUGUGUUUUACAACAAUUUAUUGAUCAUGAUGGUAUUCUUUUUAAAGUAUUUGCUAUUGGUCAAGAUAAUUAUCAUAUAGUACAAAGAAAUUCUAUACGUAAUCUUAAUACAUAUUCAUCUCGAGAGACCAUAUCAUUCCAUUCCAGUGAAGUUUCAAGUUCUCAAGCUGAUCAUAUACUUUUGUCGACUGAUCCAUCAAUAAUAGUAACUUUUGAUCAUACAUUAAUUAAUAAAAUUGUUCAAACUGUACAAAAUUUAUUUGAAUUAAAUCUUGUUGGUAUUGACAUAAUUAUUGACAGAAAAACGGGUGAUUAUGCUGUUAUUGAUGUUAAUUACUUUCCAGGUUAUGAAGGCAUUACUGAUUUUAGUACGCAAUUAUUUCAUUUAUGUCAACAACUACUUCAUAUUUCUUAG
This is a messenger RNA of Rotaria sordida, 945 nucleotides long. Lineage: Eukaryota; Metazoa; Rotifera; Eurotatoria; Philodinida; Philodinidae. The record is from the annotation of a GenBank genome assembly.